AUGGCUGAAAAGUAUGUCAAAGAAGAUGCUCCUCUCACCGAUGUACAUAAACGAACAUUACAAAGAUGUCAUCCUGAUAUAGUUCCAAAUCUGGAAGUCCGAGAUAUAAUAGAUGUUUGCCAUCGGGAUUCUAUUUUAACAAGUACAAUGAUUGAAGAAGUCAUGUCAGAGAAAACAUCUUCUGAGAGAUGCAGAGCGCUUUUACGAAAACUGGAAAGCCGUCCUAUAAAAGCAUUCAAUUCAUUUGUUGAUGCAUUGUAUGAGCAUCAUGAUUUCUUGGCGACGGAGAUCCAAAAGCGACUUUGUGAAGAAACUCUUGAUCAAGCAAAGGCUAUUCUUGGACUGGCGAAUGACAUUGCUCCCACUGGCAUAAAAACGAUAGAAGGUGAUGAACUUGAAAUCACCAAAUCAAAGUUGAAGACGAUAAGAGAUAUGGCACAUCAAUUGAUGGUCAAGUGUAAUCUCGAUGAAACAACAACUCUGUCACACAACAUGUCUGAAACAAGUGUAGACCAAGUUGACGCUCCCAUAAAGUCAACAGUCGCUCCACCAUCGCCCAGGUCUAUGGGGGCAACUCUGUCAGUUGUUCCUCAACAAGAGCUACCCGUCUCGUCCUAUCAGAGAGAGACAUUCGCAUUACCUAGAAGGAGAGUCCUAGAAGUGCCCCAAACCCUCCAAAAUACACCUAUAAAUGAAACCAUUUUUAAAUACGUAAUGUCAAUAGCAGUCGUUUCAACUGGUGAUUAUGUUAUAAGUGGGUGGGUCAACCCUAUCAGCAGAAAAGCCCUGCUAUGUGAUGAUCAAGUGAAUGUAAAGAAGAAGUUGGUGGAACGAUAUGCUAAGGAUGUGGCAACUAGCACAGAUGUAGUGGCUGUAUCAUGUAAAGCUCCUGAUAUAGCUGGUUCAGUGAAGUUGUUUGACAUUAGAGGAGAACAUCUAAGAGACAUAACAUCCCCUACUAUCCCAGACCCAGGGGCAAUGGCAUUCAACCAACAACAAGAGCUUAUCCUAGCAGAUCAUUGGAAGAAAACGAUAUCCUUCAUCGACAUCAAUACAGGAAAGGUGGUACAUACAACUCCCAGUGGCCAUGAAACGUAUAAAACAGGUAGUAUUGGAGUUAGCAACCAGAAUAAUAUCAUAAUCACAGACUUUGGCGAUAACUCUGUAAAGAUCAUCAAUAGGCAGGGGGAUCAACUAUCAUGCUAUAAAGGUAUAGGCUGUUUCAACAAGAUUCCUAGCAGUGUGUGUAUAGACAGUGUAGGACAUAUCAUUACAGCCUACCAAACAUAUCAUGACAUCCAUCUCCUAUCUCCAGAGGACAACUUCAAGAAGAUCCUGAUGAGUGAAAGCGAUGGGUUAAAGAAGCCAAGUGCAAUAACUCUGAACAGACAGGGGGACCUUGUAAUAUGCACGUGUGGUCCAGUAAAACUCUUUGUACUGAAAUAUAUGGACUAAGUCUGACAGCCAUAUAUGAUUUAACUAUACAAGAAACUGUUACUCUGUCAUGGAACACUCUCGAGCAUACUUACAUGGCAUAUAGCUCUGGACAGACAGGGAGACCUUGUAGUAGGCACAGGUUUACCAGCAAAAGUGUAUGUAGUGAAGUAUAUGGACUGAGUCUUUGUUGCUAACUUUGCUUUUUAUUGCUUUUUUACAUAGAACGUUUGCAUAUUUUGACGGCUUUGUAUAAAAAAAAAUCCUACCUCAUACCCACCUUCCCACCAACCUGGAACAUGAUACUGUCAUUUAAGGGUUCAAUUUUAAAGAUUAUGAAAUCACAAAAUAGUUCAAAUUAUUAACAUUUCAAUCUACAAUUCCGGCUUUAUUUUAUAACUAGACAGAUGACAGAUCCAUAAAUAAAGGCAUAUGGAUGCAUUUUAAUGACCCGAGGGCGCCCCAGGGGAAUAAAUAACUGAGGAGCAUAGGCCCAACAAGCCAGAUGAAGAAAUUGAAAGAAAGUGUGCUAAAUUCGAUGCCCCGAGUGGGAAUCGAACCCAGCUGGGAUGUAAUAGCAACUAGCUACAGGGUGGUAAAAAAUGGAAACCCUGCAUUUUCCUUAUAUCUUUGUCACUUUUAAAAAUUACUCCUUGAUAUUUCAAACAUUUGUAGGGUCGUUACAAAUGCAUCUAUAAUUCAUCAUAAACUAAUUUUUUAAUAAACUAAGAUCUUUAAAACUGAACCCAUCAAAGACUGUAUCAUGUCCCACGUACGUUGGUAGGUGGGUAUGAGGUAGGAGGUUUUUUAUAGAUUGGCUCUUUAUCAUUACCAGAAACUCGUACAGUUUCAUGCAAUCGAACUACCCUGUCUCGUGUAAAGUUUGAGCAUCCAACUCCUC
This is a messenger RNA of Owenia fusiformis, 2335 nucleotides long. The record is from the annotation of a GenBank genome assembly. Lineage: Eukaryota; Metazoa; Annelida; Polychaeta; Sabellida; Oweniidae.